AUGAGCUUUGCCAGUGUGAACCUGUUUCCUAAGCUCACCAGUGGGAGACCCUUCCUGCUCUACGUGGGCCUGGCCCACAUGCAUGUGCCCUUAUCUGUGACUCGGCCGUCUGCUGAUCUGCCAGGCCGAAGGCCAUAUGCUGCAGGUCUCCGGGAGAUGGACAGCCUGGUGGGCCAGAUCAAGGACAAAGUUGACCGCACAGCGAAAGAAAACACAUUCCUUUGGUUUACAGGGGGAAGCCCAGCCAAGCAGACCACAUGGGAAGGAGGACACCGGGUCCCAGCUCUGGCUUACUGGCCUGGCAGAAUCCCUGUCAACGUUACCAGUACUGCCUUGUUAAGUGUACUGGACAUCUUCCCCACCGUCGUGGCCCUGGCCCAGGCCAGCCUGCCCCCGGACCGGCACUUCGACGGGCUAGACAUCUCUGAGGUGCUCUUUGGCCAGCUGCAGACUGGGCACAGGGUGCUGUUUCACCCCAACAGCGGGGCAGCGGGAGAGUACGGAGCCCUGCAGACGGUGCGCCUGGAGCAGUACAAGGCCUUCUUCAUCACUGGUGGGGCGAGAGCCUGUGAUGGGAGCGUUGGACCCGAGCAGCGUCACGAGCGUCCGCUUGUUUUUAACCUCGAAGGUGAUGCUGCGGAAGGUGUGCCUCUAGAGGAAGGUGGUACCGAAUACCAGACCGUCCUGCCCGAGGUCAGAAGCGUUCUUGCAGAUGUCCUUCAGGACAUUUCUGAUGACAACGUCUCCAGAGCAGAUUACACACAGGAUCCUUCAGUAACUCCCUGCUGUAAUCCCUACCAAACUGCCUGCCGCUGCCCAAGCGUGUAA
Orycteropus afer afer is the source of this 828-nucleotide messenger RNA. It is a transcript of the gene ARSG, whose product is annotated as arylsulfatase G. The record is from RefSeq and is a predicted model, not a curated record. Gene Ontology annotation, molecular function: arylsulfatase activity. Bases 1 to 828 code for a protein of 275 amino acids. Lineage: Eukaryota; Metazoa; Chordata; Mammalia; Tubulidentata; Orycteropodidae. The transcript is spliced from 6 exons.